Messenger RNA from Acinonyx jubatus (cheetah), 9038 nucleotides. RefSeq names its product basic proline-rich protein-like. Bases 1 to 1227 code for a protein of 408 amino acids. The record is from RefSeq and is a predicted model, not a curated record. The transcript has 10 exons. NCBI's taxonomy places the organism in Eukaryota, Metazoa, Chordata, Mammalia, Carnivora, Felidae.
AUGGAGGGCUGUUACUUACAUAAUCCAGCCACUCCGCCCAGCCGCGCUGAAGCCGGCGAGGCGCCCGCCAGGCCGCGCGCGCGCCUUGCGAGGGGUGCUGCUGUCCCCCGAAAUAACGUGCUUUCCCCUCCAACCCCCACCCGGUUCUUUGGGGUCCAGGGUUUGGAGAGGUCGUGCUUUCAGAAAAACAUUUGCAUCGAUCGGGGUGUGCUUUACCUUCUUCAGUCCACAGUAAAGAAGCUGGAGACCCAAGGGCAGAGGGAAGCGGAGGGAACGCUUUGGGGAGAACCGGACGCCGUCCCUCGUGGGCUGGAAAAGUUUCGCGUUGGGAGGGAAGGCUGGGAGUCGCCUCUCCUGGCACCCGGCGCGAGCGGGGCUGCCUGGCCGGCGGCUACCUCCCGGUCCCCUCCUCCCUCACGGCCCUUCCUUUUUCGCCGCGGCCCCGCGCUAGGUGUCGCGGCCUCUCGGCCCAGAGACCCGGAGCGCGAGGUGCGGCGGCGGCGGCGGCGGCGGCCGAGAGCUCCGAGCGGAGGGCACGCCCCUGCCGCCCGCGCGGCCCCCGGGGUCCCGCUCGCCCCGCCCGGGCUCUGCGGACCCCGCCUCCUCCCGAGCCGCCGCCGGGGCCGGAGCCCCUCUCGGCUGGCCCGCGCGGGGCGCACCCCGGGCGCAGAGGGCAGCCACCUGCUCCCCGGGCUGCGCGGGGCAGCGAACAUCCAACGCCGCCCGGGCCCCGCGGCCCCGCGGCGCAUCCCCCCGGCCCUCCCCCCACCUCCCCCCCCCCCCCCCCCGCGUCCCCGCUCCGCCACCGCCCGCCUGUUGCUGCGGGGGCCGUUCCGGCGGCGGCGCGCCCGCACCCGGGGACGCGCUCCACCUGGGCGACGGGGGCCUCCCCGGGGACCCAAGGAGGGGCGGGGGCGUUUGAAAGGAUGGAAGAAGCCUCCCCUCCUGUCCACCCCCUUUCUGUUGUCAAUUAAGGACAUUUGGCCGUUACCCCCAGCUUCUCCUUUCUUUGGUGUUUCAAGUCCAGGGUGUGAAUUCCGAGGAGAUGGCAAACCUUUCCUACAGAAGCUGCCCAUCAGACCAGUGAAACCCGCAGGACAAAAAGUUCUAUUCAAGAAGGGAACAACAAGGAGGAAAAAAAGGUCAACAUUCCCAGGACAGAAGAACUCCUUGGCACUGGAACCCUCCUGGUCCAGUGAGGGAGGGAUGAGGGUCGCUCGUGUAUGAGGAUACACGGCCAUCAUCCAAAACUUCCCAGUUCAGGUGGAAGGAAGAGGUUGGACAAGAACUUGGCAUCCUCGUUGCCCAAAGGAUGGUUCGGACGGUGUGAGUGAGUCACAGAAGAUGUGUCUAGGAGAUACUGUGGACUCAGUUCCAGACCAUCGCCAUAAAACAAACAAUUCAAUAAAAGAGAGAGAGAGAAAGAGAGAGAGAGAGUGGAAGAAAGGGGCAGAGCAGGCUCCAUGCCUGGUGCAGAGCCCGAUGUGGGGCUAGAUCUCACGAACUGCGAAAUGACCUGAACUGAAAUCCAGAGUCUGACGCUCAACUGACUGACUGACCCAGCUGGAAGCAAAGGACUCCAAGAUGGGAAAAGCCACACAAUGGAGGGAUCCCAGCAUGCACCAGAUGUUCACGAAAUGACCACGUGGGUUGGAUCCCAUUCUCCAGAGGAUCCUAGCCCAAGAGACCAUAGUUGACUGGUAUCCUCAGACCCUACCGGGUAGUGUACCUGUGGGCUGUGGCACACCUGGAGGGAGAGCCACUCUCGACGGAUGAGGACACGCUGACAUAGAGAGGUCGAGGUGGCAGUCCAGACCAGGUGACGUUUCCUCAGUGUGCACGAACGCAGUACCACCAGACCAGGAACUGGGAUCAAAGUUUAGGAAGGAAAUCAACAUUUUAGUCAGAGGGUGGCUGGUUUCGGGGAGAGUGGGUAAGGCUCUGAAAAGGAAAACAAAUAGAUCUGAGGCCUCGUCAGGAUGUAGAAUAUAAGUGAAGAGGGGCAAGUGGUUGAGAGCUAAGGUUUUAAACGGGGAAGGCACUGGAGGACCAGCCCACCUGCCAAGCUGGUCUGCAGGCUCCCUGUGGACAAGCGUCUUCUCCGUGGGCUGCCGGAUCCAGCUCCUGCUGGUGCUGAUUGUUAAAUCUUUAGGAAGUUUGCAAGCCAGUCGUUAAAGCGCUGGUGGCGUGCAAUCAGAGAGUGUGUGCUCUACGGAAACUGGCAAUGACUACAAAUCAGAAACUUUUCUUUCCCUGGUCAGCUAGUAUUUUUUUUUUAAGUUUAUUUAUUUAUUUUGAGAGAGAUAGAGGGAGAGAGAGAGAGAGAAUCCCGAGCAGGCCCUGAGCUGUCAGUGCAGAGCCCAGUGUGGGGCUCGAACUCACAAAACGUGAGAUCGUGACCUGAGCUGAAAUCCAGAGUUGGAGGCCUAACUGGUUGAGCCACCCAGGCACCCCUCGAUAGCACAUUUUUUGGAUAGCACCUUUUUCUAUGGCAGGAUAGCACAUUUUCAUUUAUACAUAGGCAUCGAGGACACAACAGAGACUUACGAACCUCAGUCCUUAAACUGAGAGCUCCAAGUGAAAUAAACACUUGGUUAGUUGCUUCCUGCCAUCCGCCCUUCUCCUCGUUUUUAUGUGUGGGGCAUACUUGAGAGAUUCAGCGUGGCAGUGACUCUCAUUCCAUCAGUGGCACCUAAGGAGGCUAUGCAGCAGGCAGCAGGAUACCAUCGGUCCCCUUGAUUGGAAAUAAGUGCCUCAAAUACCCCAUUUUCUCCUGGUGAUCCAUCGUAGAGGUGCGACCCAUGCAGUUCUUAAGCCUAUUUAGAUUAUCAUAAUCUAUAACCUUGCAAGGACACAAGUCCCCCAUAGGCAGCUACUUUGUGAACGAGUUAUUUCCAUGUCUUUGAGAUCCUAAACCUGCCUCGCUGAAGCAUGAAUGCUUCUAGUAUUUUCUUUUAUCAUUACAAUAGACAUUUAUCUAAAGUAAUACGUUUGCAGCUCAAGUAGUUCUAAAUUGUACAUUUCCGGUUUAGCCAGCUUCUCCAAAAUAUUUCAAGGCAGCCGCAACCACAGAUUUCAAUUCCAGGAUUCUUUCUUUGCCCAUUCUUCUCUCUCUUUCCCAAGUAACUUCCUUCAGAUGCGGUUCGAGAUAGAUUUUACCCUCCUUAUAUUUUGUCCACUGCUCUGUAGGCAAAAUCCGCUGCCUCCUGGUCAGAUCCAAUGCUCUCUUUACGCGAAACAUCUUGCCGUUAUGAAUUUUCUCAGGAAGACUUCUUAUGGCCUCUCUCUCAUCAUCAUUCUUGUAUACUGUAUCAUCUCACAUGAACUGGACUUUCUUGAACCCUGGAGCAUUGUAAUACCAUUUUCAGAUACCCUCCAGCCACGGACUUGGUGCUGGAGCAGCAGGCCUGCUCACCAUUUUGACCUAAGACUGAAGCACUGAAUGCUUCCAGUAUUUUGAGAUGGGAUCCCAGAGAGAUCUCUCAUCCCUUCCACUGUGUGAAGAUACAGUGAGAAGACAGCCAUGUAUGAACCCAGAAGCGGGCCCCUCACCAGACACCAAAUCUGCCAGCGCCUUGGUCUUGGACUCCAACCUCCAGAACCGUGAGAAAUAUUGUGUAGCCAGAACAGAAUAAGGCACCGGCUCUUCUGUAAAGCAGGGUCUGCGUGUGUGAGGAAGGGGACGGUGGUAAUGGAGCAAUGGGGACCUGUGGGGUGAGGUGGGCACAGUGUCGUGUUCUUGAAACUUUACUCCCGUAAAGUCUCCUAUGACCUUCCUGGAAAGAAGGUCAUUCUGGCCUCUGCUCGGCAAACGGCGAGGGGCUCAUUCUCUGAGAUGCGGAGACCUCGCUCCAUCCGUCAUCCCCUGGUGUGUCAGAGGUUGUGACAGAAAUACCAGACGCACUUUAAUUGAAUUUGUGGACCAAAAAUGGCCUGACAGGGAAAGCAUGUUGAUAAGAAUCUAUGUUAUAGCUUACAUUUUACAUUAGACGGUACUACUUAGGCACAUAAAAUUCUUUUUUAAAUGGGAUUUAAAAAGUGGAAUGUAUAUGUCUGUGCUCUUGUUUGCUUUUAUCAUAUGGAAGACGAAAGUACUUGACUGCUUGGUCUGGACAGCUGGCAGCCUUAUCCAUCGUUGUCCUCUCUCUCCUGUGUUUUCAGCUCCCUGCCCCCAAGGUUCAGUCUCCAUUUCCCCCUCUACAUGUAAAUGAGUACAAAUCUUAUCUCACCUAUCUUUUGCCCUUGUGCUUCCCCUUAGCCCCUAGUCUACUUCUCUUUUCCUUUCAGUCAAGCUCUUUGAGAUAAGGCUUGAUACUUGGGGUCCACAGCAGCGCCCCUGCUGUCUUUCUCACAACCACCCAUGAAUCCCCAGGCUUCCAUUACUUCCAACCCCCUUGCUGGGUCACCCAUCUCAAAUCCUACAGCAACACUUCAGUCAUUAUCACAUUUGGUCUCCCCCCAAAAAAAAAACAAAAAAAAAAGCUGAUUAUUUCCUUCUUGAGUCUCUUCCCUCCUUCAGAGUCCACGGCCCUACUCUCUGCUGGUUUUCUUCCUAGCUCAGUAAUUCAUUCUCCUCAGCCUUUGCUGAUCCUUUAAAUGUUGGUGUUCCCUGAAGUUCUGUCUUCUGCUUCCUGCUUUUUUGUGCUAUUUACUCAUCCUGGGCCAAACCAUCCACAUCCGGGGGCUCAGCCCUCACCUACGCGCUGAUGGUUUCCAGACCUAUACCCGCAGCCCAGGCCUGCCUUUCUUGGGCUCCACACAUACUUAUCUUCGAAUGUCUCCAUUUAAUAGGUUCCUCAGACUUAGGUCUGUUAACAAAUUAAAAAUAUCAUCUUAACUUUUAAGCUCUGCUCCUUUUGCUUGAGGAACAACACCAUCUGCCCACCCAAGUGAGAAACAGAGACUCAUCCUAGACCUGGCUACACUUAAGUUCCAUCAAUCAGAUCCUCCUAAUAUUACAUUUGACGUGGUUUUUUUUUUUUUUUUUCUUUCUACUGUCUCCACCAGCUACGAUCACUACUGCCUUGGAUUUAGUUCAGACUGUGUCCACUUUUCACCUGGGCCAAUGCCUUCUGGGCUCCCUGCCUUCAGUCUCUCACACUUCCACGUCACCGUACAUCUACUCUCCAGAUGAUCUUUCUCAAAGGUCUAUAUUGAUGUUGUCCAGGAUAGUAGCCUUUAGGCACACACAGCUACUUAAUUAAAAUUAAGUAAAAUUUAAAACGCCUCAGUCAUGCUAGCCACAGUUUAAGUACUUCAUAAUUAGCCCAAGUAGCUAAUGGCUAUCUACUGAACAGUACAGAUAGAGAGCAUUUCCAUCAUUGCAGAAAGUUCGACUGGAUACGACUAUUCUAGAAUGUGAUGUAAUCAUGUCUUCUGUCUGCUUGCUUCCGUAAUGAUUCCCCACAUACUUCAGAUGAAACUCCAGACUCACUAGCUUGGCAAGUAAGUCCCUGCUUUUGGUGCACUCUCCCUGUCGCCGCCCCCUCCACUUGAACCCGUGCCUUCGUCGUGUCAACCCACUGCUUCCAUCCCCACGCCUCUGUGCUUUUGGUUAUGCUGUUUCUGCCGCUCGGGCUGCCUUUCUCUGUCCCUUUAGAACUCUUGUUUGUUCUUCAAACUCAAUUCCGGCAUCAGUCCUUCUGUGAAGCUUUCCCUUGCCUUUCCAGGCAGAGUUUAGGCUCACCUUUUUAUGAUUUCCACUGGCAGCUUAUAGUGCUAGGACACUCAUUGUUAAAAAGAAAAAUCUAUUGAUUCAGCAUGAAAGCCUGCAUAAUACUCCCUUCCCCCAACACAACCAUGUCCUAAUCUCCCAAACUUGUGACUAUGUUACCUUACAUGGUAAAAGCGCCUUUGCAUUUGUGACUGAGUUAAGCAUCUUGAGAUGGGGGAGGUUGUCAUGGAUUAUCCAGACAGGUCCAAUGGUAGAAUCAGAAAGGUUCUUGUAAGAGGGUCGCAGGGAUGUCAAGAUGGAUGCAGGGUUUGGAGUGAUUUACUUUGAAGAUGCAGGAAGGGGCCGUGAGCCAAGGAAUGAAAGUAGCCUCCAGAGGCUCUAAGAGUCAAGGGAACAGAUUCUUCCCUAGAACCUCCAGAAGGAACACAGCCCUGCUGACCCAUUUGGGACUUCUGACUUGUAGAACUAUAAUGAAAUAACUUUAUAUUCUUUUAAAUCACUAAAUUGGUGGUAAUUUGUCACAGCAGCAAUAGAAAACCAAUAUAUUCACCCUUUCAUCUAUCCAUCCAUCCAUCUAUACCACAUACUUCACAUAGAUUUACCGAGUGACUGUCUUGUGCCAGACCCAGUAUUGUAUGCUAAGAAUACAGUAAUGAAAAAGAUCCAAUUAUUGUUGGGGAAGGUGUGAUGUAGGGGCAAGGGAGAAGGCAGGAGUCCUGAAACCUGGAAUUGUGAAGGGCUGCCGUCCAAAGUUGAGGCUGUUUCCUGUAGAGUCAUUAAAGGUCUUUUGCCUUAUUGGAUCAUGAUUGGAUCUUUGGCUGCCCUAAUGUGGAAAUGGGUUGAUGCUCUCACACCAGGAAGAGGCACCAGGCUGCUUGUAAUAUCUAGGUGAGAAAUGAUGAAGGCCGCUAAGAAAGUGGAUCUGGUAAUGUUUGGGUAGCAUUGCAGAGGUAGAAUUGAUGGGGUUUUGUGAUCAAUUAGACACUGUGCCUGAGCGACAGAAUCCAAGAUGACUCUGCUCCAAGAUGACUCUGAGAACGGGUGACUCUAAGCUCAGUGCCUGGCACACAGUGGAUAAGAAACAAUUGUCUUGAAUUGAAUUGUGUGGCAAGAAGACAAUGGAGUAGAUCAUCACUGGGAGGGAAGGAUGAUGCCAAUGAAUCUGCACAGUGGAGGAAAAUAAAUAGAAGAAUGUGUGUGUGUGUGUGUGUGUGUGUGUGUGUGCGCGCGCGCGUGUGUGUGUGUGCAGGGUGCUAGGAGAAGGAUGUGAAAUGUGUGCCCUGCCACCCCGUAUGAUUUUUACUGCCCAAUUUAAGCUUUUGUGCUUUAAACCAGAACCAUGUUCAGGGAGAAAAUUGAGAAAACCAUACAACCACCUUGAAGAUGUCAGAUUUCUCCCAAUGGCGAGUUUAGCUACUGUUUUGAUCUGAAAUGGUUUUGAGCAGGGGAGGGAGAACAAGUCGUUUGGGGCGAUUUUUGGUGCAUUUGUUGUAUCGCUCUGGAAGGAGGGUAAUGCCUCUGCUUUCUUCCUCUACGCAUUCCCCUGUGCUGUGGGCAAGCCUGAUGUCCAAACCCAGGAGUCUUCUCUGGCACCGUGUGGGAUUAUUUAGGCCCCCCGUGCCCAAGACCAGUGACCACAUGGUGCUGAAUGUUUACUAUAUUGAAAGCGUACUUAGGAUUUCUGCUCCUCAGAGUGGCAUCCUGUUCCACACUGAUGGGAAGAUAGACACAAUUAUUUAGCAAAGGCCCUGAAGCCCUGGUUUCCCACCAGCCUUGCUCUGUGGCGUAUUGACUGUGUCCCCAGUCGAGUAGAGCCCGUGGCGAGUGAAAAAUCUCUUCUUUGAUUUGAAUAAACCUCUUCUUUGAUUUGUGUUCACGCAGAAUGUUAUUCUUUUUUUUUUAAGUUUUUAAAUGUUUAUUUAUAUUUGAGAGAGAGAGAGAAAGAAAGAGAGAGAGAGAGAGAAAGAGAGCCUGAGUGGGGGAGGGACAGAGAGAGAGGGAAACAGAGAAUCUGAAGCAGGCUCCAGGCUCUGAGCUGUCAGCACACAGGGCUUGAGCCCACACGAGCUGUGAGAUCAUGACCUGAGCUGAAGUUGGACACUUAACCGACCGGGCCACCCCUAUUCUAACAGAUAUUUAUUGUGACUCUGUGGACUGAGGGAAGGGGAAGAGUCUUAUGGUCUAGUUAGUUUGGAAAAGUUUGUGUUUAACAAAUGUACGGAAGUCUGCAGGACUUCUCAGAAGCUUUACUUUACAAAUAUAUCCUGUGAAUAUCUGAGAGAGAGGUAAAGAUUUUCCUAAACCUAUUUGACUCCAGAGCACUAUGAAAAUUAUGUGGCAAAGUGUUCCAUGCAACAGAAUUUGUUCAGAAAGUGUUGUCCUACUGAAGUAGCAGAUGUCCAAGAUGUUCCUGUAUGCCCAGCACACUCAGCAGGAGGCCACGAUGAUGACAUUGAGCCAUUAGCCAUCUUCACAAAGCCUCCGAUGGGCAUGACUUGCUAAAGAUAGACUGAGAUGUUAAUCGGAUGAAUUUUGUUGCUGUCGUUCUGACACUUUUAGUUUGGGUUUGGACUCACUUUGCUGAUGAGCCAGGAUGCAGGUCUAAUUCAGAGGCACUUCUAUCACUGUUCCAUACCUUACCACACGCAUCAUCUCCUUCCCCCUCCCCUCAACUGUCUUCUUAUAAUAAAACAAUCCAUGCUGGUUUCCUUCUUAAAAAUUGUUUUAAAAAUACUGCGAAAACACUAGGUCAUUUUCUUUGGGUGUCGGAGCAUAAUACAAUAGUAUCUUAUUACUUAUGUUCUGUGUUUCUUAAUCCUCUGUGACUCCAGAUACAUAGCAUUUUGUGGUUUGGGGGGAUUUUUAUCAUCUGGAAUUUCAUUUGAUCCUUAAAACAACUUCCUAAGGAGGAGAUGGUGAAAUCAUGUUGUCUUAGUCUGUUUGAGCUGCUAUAACAAAGCACCGCAGACUGGACGGCCUAGAAGCAGCAGAAACUUUUUGCUCCCAAUUCUGGAGGCCAGAAGUCCAAGAGCAGGGUGCCAGCAUGGUGAGAGUACGGGUGAGAGCCCCCUCCUGGAUUGGAGACAGCUGCCUUCCUGCUUCGUCCAUACAGAGUGGACUAGGCUAGGGGUCUCUUUCAUAAGAGCACUAAUCCCAUUCAUGAGAACUCCACCUUUGUGACCAGAUCACCCCCCGAGGCUCCCAGCUCCUAACACCUGUCACCCUGGGCAUUAGGUUUCAACAUAAUGAAAUCUGGAAGGACACAAACAUUCAGCCUAUAGCGCCCAGUGUAUACACAAGUGAAGCAAAUGACAUAUUUGGGUGCUUAGUUUAUGGAACUAAGCAUUUUACAUACCUGAGCUGG